AACAGUUAGGAAGUGAAAGUGAAAGUCAGUCUCCAUUUUGUGUGGAGGGGAAAAUACACCAUUUCAGGAGUAAAAACACAGUUGUUUUAUGACUUGAUACAGAGACUAUUUCCUGUAAGUGAACUCUGUGCUGAUACAGGGUUUGAUUUAACACACCGAUGUUGGAGUGAAGUAAACGUGUGUCCUGCUGUAAUCUGGAGAAGGAGACAUGACCUCCAACAUCAGUGUGUCUGGAGAACAGGACUUAAAGAGAGACGAGAGAAUGAUGGAGGGAAAGAGAUCAGACUCACCAGAACCCAGCUGUGUGUCCAUGAAGAGUGACGAGUCAAUGGAUUGUCCAAUUACCUUCAGAGAUGGAGCCAGUUCUCCUGAUGUGCGACCACAACAGAAGAAAUCAAACCUCAGCAGAAAUCAGUUGGACUCCAUAUUCAAGGAGCUGGAACACAAAGUCAUCACUCUGAUAAAGAAUGAACUGGAGAGGUUUAGGAAGCUCCUGAGUCCAGAUUACCCAGCAUGCACUGAGAGGGAGGUGGAGGAUGAGGAGGAUCUGCACAGUGUCAGAGACGGAGCGCUGAAGAUCACACUGCACGUCCUGAAGAACAUGAAGCACACAGAUCUCGCUAACACACUGCACAACAAGUCUGUGGCCCCUGUGUAUCAGACAAAGCUGAAAUCCAGCCUGAGGGAGAAGUUUAAAAGAAUUAAUGAAGGAAUCUCACAGCAUGGAAGUUCAGCACUUCUGAAUGAGAUCUACACAGAGCUCUACAUCACAGAGGGGUGGAGUGGAGACGUCAACAAUGAACAUGAGGUGAGACAGAUUGAGACAGCGUCCAGGAGACCAGCAGCACAGGAGACACCCAUCAAAUGUAAUGAUCUCUUUAAAGACAAGUCCAUCAGAAGUGUUCUGACUAAAGGAGUUGCUGGAAUUGGAAAAACAGUCUCUGUGCAGAAGUUCAUUCUGGACUGGACUGAAGGAAAAGCAAAUCAGGACGUCACCUUCAUGCUUCCACUUCCCUUUAGAGAGCUGAAUCUGAUGAAGCAGAAACAUCUCAGUCUGAUGGAUCUUCUUCAUCACUUUUUCCCUGAAAUAAGAAAACUAGAAGUAAUAGACUGUGACUCCUACAAAGUGGUGUUGAUCUUUGAUGGUCUGGAUGAGUGUCGACUUCCUCUAAAUUUCCAGAAGAAUGAGAGACUGUGUGAUGUGACAGAGUCAGCCUCAGUGGAUGUGCUGCUGACGAACCUCAUCAAGGGGAAUCUGCUUCCCUCUGCUCUCCUCUGGAUAACCUCUCGACCAGGAGCAGCCAAUCAGAUCCCUCCUGAGUGUGUAGACCAGGUAACAGAGGUACGAGGGUUCAGUGAUCCUCAGAAAGAGGAGUACUUCAGGAAGAGGAUCAGUGAUCAGAGCUUGGCCAAUAAAAUCAUCUCACACAUGAAGUCUUCAAGAAGCCUCUACAUCAUGUGCCACAUCCCAGUCUUCUGCUGGAUCUCAGCCACUGUUCUAGAGAGAAUGUUGGGUGAAACAGAGAGUGGAGAGAUCCCCAAGACUCUGACUCAAAUGUUCACACACUUCCUGAUCUUUCAGAUCAAACACAAGGACCAAAAGUACCAUCAGAAAUGUCACCCUGAUCCUCAGCAGACCAGAGAGAGUAUCCUGGCACUGGGAAAACUGGCUUUCCAACAGCUGGAGAAAGGAAACCUGAUCUUCUAUGAGGAAGACCUGAGAGAGUGUGGCAUUGAUGUGAGAGAAGUGUCAGUGUACUCAGGAGUGUGUACCCAAAUCUUCAGAGAGGAGUUUGGGCUUCACCUGGGGAAGGUGUUCAGCUUUGUACAUCUGAGUGUUCAGGAGUUUCUGGCUGCUUUAUAUGCAUUUUUCUGCUUUAUUUUUAGAAAGACAAAUGUGUUAGUGGAACAAAGCACUGGACUUUUUAAUUUCUUCAGAAAGUCAGACAUGUCUGAUCUCCUCAGGAGUGCAGUGAACAAGGCCUUACAGAGUGAGAACGGACACCUGGACCUGUUCCUCCGCUUCCUUCUGGGUCUCUCACUGGAGUCCAAUCAGACUCUCUUACGAGGUUUAAUGCCCCAGACAGGAAGCAGCUCUCACAUCAAACAGGAAACAGUCGAGUACAUCAAGGAGAAGAUCAGGGAGAAUCCAUCUCCAGAGAAAUCCAUCAAUCUGUUCCACUGUCUGAAUGAACUGAAUGAUCAUUCUCUAGUGCAGGAAGUACAGACUUACCUGAACAGAAGAGGUCACAGUCGUCUCAGGGGAACCAGACUCUCUCCUGCUCAGUGGUCAGCUCUGGUGUUUGUGUUACUGAACUCAGAUCAGGAGCUGGAUGAGUUCGAUUUGAGGAAAUAUGACCGAUCAGACGAAUGUCUUCUGAAGCUGCUGCCAGUGGUCAAAGCCUCCAGAAGAGCUGUGCUGUGUUGGUGUGAUCUGACAGAGGAAAGCUGUAGAGUUCUGUCCUCAGUUCUCAGAUCAAACUCCUCCAGACUGAGAGAACUGAACCUGAGUGACAAUAACCUGCAGGAUUCAGGAGUGAAGCUGCUCUCUGCUGGACUGGAGAAUCCACACUGUACACUGGAGACACUGAGUCUGUGUGAGUGUAAUCUGACAGAGGAAAGCUGUAGAGUUCUGUCCUCAGUUCUCAGAUCAAACUCCUCCAGACUGAGAGAACUGAACCUGAGUCUCAAUAACCUGCAGGAUUCAGGAGUGAAGCUGCUCUCUGCUGGACUGGAGAAUCCACACUGUACACUGGAGAUACUGAGGCUGUGUGAGUGUAAACUGACAGAGGAAAGCUGUAGAGUUCUGUCCUCAGUUCUCAGAUCAAACUCCUCCAGACUGAGAGAACUGAACCUGAGUGUCAAUAACCUGCAGGAUUCAGGAGUGAAGCUGCUCUCUGCUGGACUGGAGAAUCCACACUGUACACUGGAGAUACUGAGGCUGUGUGUGUGUGAUCUGACAGAGGAAAGCUGUAGAGUUCUGUCCUCAGUUCUCAGAUCAAACUCCUCCAGACUGAGAGAACUGGACCUGAGUGACAAUAACCUGCAGGAUUCAGGAGUGAAGCUGCUCUCUGCUGGACUGGAGAAUCCACACUGUACACUGGAGACACUGAGGAUGUGGAACUGCAGGAUUACAGAUGAAGGUUGUGCUGCUCUGGCUUCUGCUCUGAGGUCAAACUCCUCAUCACACCUGAGAGAACUGGAUCUGAAGGGUAAUAAUCCAGGAGAAUCAGGAGUGAAGCUGCUCUCUGAUCUACUGAAGGAUCCACACUGUAACCUGGAGACACUACACAUUAACUAUAAUAAACUCACCAGGACUGGCGUAUGACGGGAGUCUCACCUCAAACCUCUUCUCCAGGAUAAAGCAGUCUUGGUGAAGAGUUAGAACCCGUCCCACAUUUCCAGCAGUUUGGGAGCUGAAUCAUUAAACUUAAAGGGGCAGAGCAGAAACAGUCAAGAACAGGCAGAAGGUCGUACACAGGAGAAAUCAACACACGUAACCAAAUAUCUGCUGUACAAAGCAACGGCACCGAUCUGCCCCGGGGAUGGAGACUGACGAGGCUUAAGUACACGUCCGGAAAUGUACAGACAACUCAUCCCAAAGCACGAGGCAAGAGCAGGCGUGUACGAGAUGUGAUCGUCCAAUGGCAAGCAGGAACAUGACGCAUCGCAGUGGACUGGGCUUAAAAGAGGAGGAGACAAGACACCCAUCCCUCCCCCGACAUAGACACACGAAUGGAACACAGUACAAACAGAAAUACAACUGAGGACGUAACAAUGGCCAAGUAUCAAAUAAAAUGUAAACUUGCAUUGAUGAAGUUAAUGUUGUUAGUAAUUGUUUAUAAAUUACCAUGGUAACACGGAGCUCCAAGGUAUAAAAAUAUGGAGUUUGUCAUCAAUCAAACAGUAACCAGUUUUAAUACCUAAAAAGUUUACGUAGCAAAAUUUAGCAAAGCGCUUUACAGUAAAUUAAAAUGUAAAAUUAAACUAAUGAAAUGUUGUGCAGCACAUGCUUAUGUUAAUGUUUGUUUCAUUAUAUGAUCAUAUAAAUAAAUAAAUACUCCCAAAGUCA
This is a messenger RNA of Ictalurus punctatus (channel catfish), 4072 nucleotides long. RefSeq names its product NACHT, LRR and PYD domains-containing protein 3. Bases 209 to 3328 code for a protein of 1039 amino acids. The transcript has 12 exons. NCBI's taxonomy places the organism in Eukaryota, Metazoa, Chordata, Actinopteri, Siluriformes, Ictaluridae. The record is from RefSeq and is a predicted model, not a curated record. Gene Ontology annotation, molecular function: protein binding.